GUCUAUUAGAUGCUUCCAAAUACACGGUUGAGCCAUUGGCCUACUUUCACUAACAGACAAGACCUACUUCAAAUCUCUUUUUUUUUUCUGGGCAAAAAUAACUCCCACCAUUGAAGAAAUUCUUCUACACAUCGUCAUUAUCGCCCCACAUUCUGUUUUUCCCUCCAUUAAUCAAAAUUAUGAGCAACAUUUAUUGGGAUGAAUGGGUUGAUUUGGCACUCCUAAAGUUAGAUUCCUCGAAAUUACUUCGUUCUCUUAGACCCAUCAAUGUUUCCAACAGUUGCUCCAAUUUUCAUGAAUACAAAGUGUUCGACAGAUUGCAUCAAUGGGAUAGAACCUCUAUUGAAGUUACUAUUUCUGAAUCUACUUUUCACAAUUGGCUUAAUGACAUUCCUUCUUGUGGAACUACUGAUGAUCCUAAGAAUGAAGUCACUAUUGAAGGAGGAAAUUCAUGCUCCGACCGGGACAGAAAGCUAUUGUUGUUCUCAGGGAAUGAUUAUUUGGGCUUAAGUUCACAUCCCACAAUUAGAAUGGCUGCUGUUAAGGCAGCACAAGAACAUGGAAUGGGUCCAAGAGGUUCUGCCUUGAUAUGUGGAUAUACUGAUUAUCAUGGACAAUUGGAAGCUUGUUUAGCAGGGUUGAAGAAUAAAGAGGAUUGUCUUCUUUGUCCUACGGGUUUUGCUGCGAAUAUGGCCUUCAUGGUAGCAGUAGGAAGCAUUGCCUCUCUCCUUGCAUCUGGCAGAAUACCUCAUAAAUCUGAAAAAGUUGUUGUUUUCUCAGAUGCUCUUAAUCAUGCAUCAAUUAUUGAUGGUCUCCGCCUUGGUGAACGUCUACAUUGUAUAGAAACCUUUGUCUACCGACAUUGUGAUAUGUCCCAUCUUGAUGCACUUUUAUCAGAUUGCACAAUGACUAGAAAGUUGGUUGUGACUGAUAGCUUAUUUAGUAUGGACGGGGACUUCGCACCAAUGGCUGAGCUAGUGAAACUACGUAAGAAGCAUGGUUUUUUGUUGGUUAUUGAUGAUGCUCAUGGAACAUUUACUUGUGGUCAAGGCGGUGGGGGAGUGGCUCAGGAGUUUGACUGUGAAAGUGAUGUUGAUAUAUGUAUUGGCACUUUGAGUAAAGCAGCAGGGUGCACUGGCGGUUUCAUAGCAUGCAGCAAAAGAUGGAAACAACUUAUUAUGUCCAGGGGCCGUUCCUUUAUAUAUUCCACUGCUAUGCCUAUACCAAUGGCUGCUGCUGCCCAUGCAGCUGCUGCUUUUGUUGCGGAACAAGAAGCCUGGCGUAGAAAAGCUCUCCAGGAACGAGUACAAGACUUUCGAGACCUCACUGGAAUCCCGAUUGCAAGUCACAUCGUCUCCAUUAUAGUGGGGAGUGAAGAGAAGUCAUUGCUAGCUAGUCGGCACAUGCUGGAAUCUGGAUUUCAUGUUACUGCAAUUAGACCACCGACCGUCCCUCCUAAUUCUUGCAGGGAUUUUUCUGUUUGGGGUAAAAUCGACCGCGCUUUCCUCUACUUAUCCUUGUGAAGGGAGUAUAGAGUAUGGAUUGUCUGUCACUUUUUCACUCUCAAACCCUGCUCUCGAGCGGGAUAUUGGAUAUGAUGAUGAUGAACUAAGUUAAAUAGUUCAAAAAACUAUAAAUGAUAUGUUUGUGAAGUCUUUCAACCAUAACAAUAAUAUUAGAGCUUUAAUUCUAAAGGAUUGAUUUCUAACUACCAUUAAUAAUAUUGUGUAAAGGAAAUAAAAAUCAUAAUCUUCUCUCUGUAAAUUCUCAAGACUAUUAUUGC
This is a messenger RNA of Amaranthus tricolor (Joseph's coat), 1783 nucleotides long. Its product is annotated as 8-amino-7-oxononanoate synthase. Gene Ontology annotation, biological process: biosynthetic process. Gene Ontology annotation, molecular function: pyridoxal phosphate binding. The record is from RefSeq and is a predicted model, not a curated record. The transcript is spliced from 11 exons. The coding region runs from base 180 to 1523 and encodes 447 amino acids. Lineage: Eukaryota; Viridiplantae; Streptophyta; Magnoliopsida; Caryophyllales; Amaranthaceae.